AUGCUAUUUGCGCACGAUGGUCUCUGGACCAAGGUCUGCCUAGGACAUGACGUCCUCGUAACCCAGAUUACAUUCAAAGGCACCCCCUCUGGGUCUCGAUCGACGGUUGAACUAGAAUAUCAGGCAUUUGAUGGCGAGGCAAAAUCAUGCCAGAUCGCUUCUUUGAUCCCUGGACAGGUUGAGAAUGUCAGCCUUCAGUUGCCCUUAAAAAGCCAGGCGGAGCAUUGCAUCGUCAACAGUGGUACCAGCAACAUAUCUCUGGUUGGAUUUUAUAUGUCCUCGGGCGAGCCAACUUUGCCGAUGCCACAUCCACCCUAUUGGCCAUGGGCGGCUAUGCAUUCCCCAGCGAUCAACCCACCCCAUGUACCAGCCACCAUUUCCGUAACACCACUAGCAGUACCUGCUCUCGGCACUGGCCCCGCAUCAAGAACACGUCGGAGCGUGGCCAGGACGUCCAGUGAGCUGACGAUCCCCGAUGAAGAAGUGAAACCCACGGCUCGGAAACGCAAGUCGUCGCUAGCCGAUGUCAAACCUCCUCUCAAACCUGCUGUGAAGAGGCCUAGAGCAAUCCGAAAAGGCCUUGCCGCAGAUGACACUGUAAGCAUCGACCCAUCGACUGCGGAUCCAGACGUGCCUGCAAGCGGUAAAGCGGUAGUCCCAACAACCGUCCCAGUUCCAACAGUUGAGGGGAACCCCUCCUUCAAGGCGCACAAAUCGUCCAAGAAGACUAUACCUGGCCGAUCUGGACACCACGCUCGACCUGAGGGCACCUUGGAAAAUUCACUCCUGUCUCCUGACAUGACACCCAUCACAUCGGCGCUGAGCGAACACCACGCUCGACCUGAGGGCACCUUGUUGGACGACUCGCUCGUGUCUGCUGCAAGGUACUCGAGGAUCCUGACGCCAUCCAAGAUGUUCUUACAAGCUCCCAUCCCAAUUAUAACCAUCGAUCUGGGUCUUCCUCUCAAGAGCCUCUCGACGAAUCCGCGAACCCGCUCUCCUCAUCUCCGUGCAAAGCAACUUUACAUCACCGAGACACGGUUGUGGCAGGUUCGCGACGGCCCUCCACAACGUGCUGAGACGGAUACCCGCUAA
Pleurotus ostreatus (oyster mushroom) is the source of this 1095-nucleotide messenger RNA. RefSeq lists its product as uncharacterized. The transcript is spliced from 8 exons. NCBI's taxonomy places the organism in Eukaryota, Fungi, Basidiomycota, Agaricomycetes, Agaricales, Pleurotaceae. Bases 1 to 1095 code for a protein of 364 amino acids. The record is from RefSeq and is a predicted model, not a curated record.